Molecule: messenger RNA, 2107 nt
Organism: Anolis carolinensis (green anole)
Lineage: Eukaryota; Metazoa; Chordata; Lepidosauria; Squamata; Anolidae
Product: solute carrier family 22 member 2
Exons: 10
Coding region: 347-1963 (538 amino acids)
Biological process (GO): transmembrane transport
Cellular component (GO): membrane
Source: RefSeq, a predicted model, not a curated record
UUUUCUUUCCCUCUGAUCUCUUCAUCUCCCUGUGUUUGCCCCUUUGCUCCUAGAUUCCUAAAUAAUGUUGGCUAUGUCAUGCGAAACAAGAGGAAACAGCAAUAUCUGAAGUAAUUAAUAAAAGUUUAGCAAUAAACCUUCUUGGUUUGUGCCAUGAAGAAUGGCUUUUUCCAUUCUGAAGAGGACUGUCUUCCUCCUGCCCGUGAAACUUAUAUAAAAGUUACAAUAGGUGACUUAAUAAUUUAUCAACUAGCUCUUUGGCUUUUAAUCAAAUAGCUUGUUAUUUAAGCUCAUUUACCCUCAGCACGAUUAAAUGCUGAAGUGGGAAUAACAAUUCUAGUCCAAAAUGCCAAACUUGGAUGACAUUUUAGAGCACAUCGGGGAGUUUGAUCUGUUCCAGAAAAGAGCAUUUUUCCUCAUUUGCCUCCUUUCUGCUGCCUUUGCCCCAGUCUAUAUUGGAGUUGUUUUUCUGGGCUUUAUUCCGGAGCAUCGUUGUCUGAAUCCUGGAGUGGCUGAGUUGAGCCGCAGGUGUGGCUGGACUCUUGAAGAGGAAUUGAAUUAUACUGUUCCAAAGGGAGAGGCUUUCAUCCAGCAAUGCAUGAGAUACGAUGUGGAUUGGAAUGCAACCGAACUAAGUUGUACGAACACAUUGGAAAACUUCAGCCAUCUGAAUGGCAGCAUCCCUCUCACCACUUGCCAAGAUGGUUGGCUUUACGAUUCUUCAAUACAGUCCAUUGUGAGUGAGUUUGACUUGGUGUGCAAAGACUCCUGGAAGCUAGACGUGUUUCAGGCAUGUGUGAAUGUUGGAUUUUGCCUUGGGUCUGUAUAUGUUGGCUACAUUGCAGACAGGUUUGGCCGCAAGACAAGUGUCCUAAUUACCACCCUGGUAACUACCAUCGCAGGAGUCCUGGUGGCUGUAGCACCAAACUACAUAUGGACUGUCAUAUUCCGCUUCAUGCAGGGACUCGUUGGCAAGGGCAGCUGGACAGCAGGCUACAUCCUUAUCACAGAAAUUGUUGGUGCAAGCUACCGGAGGACUGUGGCCAUUCUCUAUCAAGCGGCAUUUGCUAUUGGUCUCCUGAUCCUUGAUGCUUUGGCUUAUGCAAUUCCCCAUUGGCGGUGGCUUCAACUUGCUGUCACUCUGCCAACUUUUCUGCUUUUGCUCUAUUACUGGUGCCUUCCCGAAUCUCCCAGAUGGCUGCUCUCCCGAGGACAGAAUGCCAAAGCCAUGGAAAUUGUGGGUGACAUUGCCAAAAAGAACAAGAAAACCUUACCUCCCUAUUUUGAGAGUAUCAAUCUUGAAGAAGACAAUGAAAAAGAUGCAAAACAGAAUCCUUCUGUGCUUGACCUUGUAAGAACACCACAGAUGAGAAAAUACACACUUAUUUUAAUGUAUAACUGGUUCACAAGCGCCAUAACAUACCAAGGACUAAUCAUGCACGUGGGAAUCUCUGGAGACAAUGUCUACCUAGAUUUUUUGUACUCCUCCAUUGUUGAAUUUCCAGCAGCUGCCAUCCUCAUAUUCACAACAGAGCGAGUGGGUCGCCGCUAUCCCUGGGCUGUAGCCAAUCUGAUGGCAGGCAUCGCUUGUCUCGUUGCAGCAUUUACCCCAGAAGAUAUGCACUGGCUAAAGAUUAUUGCAGCUAGCCUGGGGAGACUUGGAAUCACAAUGGCUUUUGAAAUGGUGUGCUUUGUAAAUACUGAAUUGUAUCCAACAUUUCUCAGAAACUUAGGUGUGAUGGUCUGCUCCUCCUUGUGUGACUUUGGUGGAAUAAUAUCCCCAUUUGUUGUGUACAGACUGACAGAGAUCUGGCACCAGCUACCACUUUUAGUUUUCACUGUAGUUGCUAUAAUUGCUGCUGGAUCAGUGCUACUUCUGCCUGAGACCAAAGGAAGAAAUUUGCCGGAGACCAUUGAUGAUGUAGAAAACUUCCAUCGAUACCAUACUAAACAGCUUAAGUGAAGACAGUCAAUUUGAUGUGUAUUCUUUCAGCUGUUGCCUAUAUAUGGUGCUUAAGCAGGCAAUGAAAACAUUCACUUUAUGGGGAGAGAGUCCUGAUGAACUGUAUAAACAUACUUUUAUAAAUAAACUAGCUAGAGCUCUGAA